Messenger RNA from Emys orbicularis (European pond turtle), 810 nucleotides. It is a transcript of the gene ARTN, whose product is annotated as artemin. Bases 1 to 810 code for a protein of 269 amino acids. Gene Ontology annotation, biological process: peripheral nervous system development. The record is from RefSeq and is a predicted model, not a curated record. NCBI's taxonomy places the organism in Eukaryota, Metazoa, Chordata, Testudines, Emydidae. Gene Ontology annotation, molecular function: receptor tyrosine kinase binding; glial cell-derived neurotrophic factor receptor binding; growth factor activity. The transcript has 5 exons.
AUGCGCCCGCACCGCAGCCAAGAGGGAGCGGACUCGAUGCCCGCCAGGGACCGGUGCCCGGGGCCAGAGGGAGGCGCGUCCCAGCCGCGACCCCCGGAGCAUGUUCCGCAGGCUCCCGGCGCGCACGACAGGAUGGAGCAGACAGCGGGGGGGCCGGCCUCCCCCCCCACGAGGACUCUGUGCCAAAGGCCCAGGGAGGGGGCGCUGUGGGGUGCCCUCGCCAUCCUGUCGCUGCUGAGUGGCGUGGCCACGGGAACCCCGCACACCUGGCACCGCAACACGACCCUGGGGGCUGCACCCACUGCGGGCGGCGUGGGCACCGCCAGCCCCGGAGCAGAGGACAGCCUGGAGGCACCGCUCGCCGCAGCCUGGAGCCACCUCUCCGGGGACAAUGUGACGGCAGCGGGGCCCGAGGAGGGGGAGCUGGCCAAGGACCUGCUGCUCCGGGCUGAGCGCUCGCCCCUGGCCUCCGCCAAAGGCAAGAAACUAGGCCGGCGCAGGGACGGCCCCAACUGCACCGUCCGCAGGCUGAUGGUGAAGGUGCGCGACCUGGGGCUGGGCUUCGACUCGGACGAGAUCGUGCCCUUCAAGUACUGCAGCGGGUCCUGCCACCGCAGCCGAAGCAACUACGACCUGACACUGGCCACCCUGCUGCAGGAGAAGGCCAUCAAGCCGGGCCCGCCGGGCCACGUGGCCAGCCAUCCCUGCUGCCGGCCCACCCGCUACGAAGCCGUCUCCUUCAUGAACGUGCAAAACACCUGGCAGACGGUGGAGAAGCUCUCUGCGGCUGAGUGCAAGUGCAUCGGCUGA